CUGAGCCGUCCAUGUCUUCGCUCCUCUUUUCUUCCCCCUCCACCACCCGACUCGACGACCUCUCUCCUUCCGUCCGUUCCUCACCGGGGUCCGGAGGCUGGGCGACGGGGCUCCGAAGGAGCCACGCCUCCCUCCCAGUUCUACUAUUAGCUUAUGAGUACUGAGGAGCACAACCUUGCUCUCUGUCUGCUAGCCUUAUGACAGACAGAAGUGAUGGACCAAUUGGUAGUCUCCCUGAACAUCUCCUUGUAGAAAUACUGACUCGGUUACCAAUCUGUGAGUGGGUUCAAGUAUCAUGUGUCAGCAAGCAUUGGGCAAGCAUGUUCCAAGGAGAAUACUUGUGGCAAACCGCUAUUUCAAGGAAAUGGCCAUCAGCUGGUUUCCGUAGACGCUGGCCUGGGCCAAUUCCCAGAGGUUCUGCUAGGAGGAGAUUCCAAGCACUAUAUGUCAGCGAGAACCUUGUACCGUCUGGUGGCGAGAUUGAUGAGCUUGUUGGUCACACAUUUCUAUAUUUAAAAGAACAGCUUGAGAGCCUUGUCAUUCCUCCAUCCAGCAUACUUCAUGGCACCAUCAUUGAUCAGUUCAUUGCUUGUGGUAGGACAGGAGAAAAGGCCCAUGAACUUGCUUCAAAUAUAUGGAUUGCAGUCAUUGACAAUUUGGAAGAAAACCAGCAAACUUUCAUGUUGUUAAGACACCUUGCACAAGAAGGAGAUUUUUUCCUCCCAUUUCCAUAUUCGAGGUCGUAUAAAGUACUGUGGAGGGUGUUCGACAAGCUGUUCACCGACUUCCGUGACUGUUUUAGCAGGGCAGAUUACCAUGACGCGCUAGCGAGUGCCAAGUCUAGGUUUCAGCCAGUACCUUCUUUAUGGCUUGGUCAUUAGCAUACGUCUGUUGUUUUUCUUGUGCCCUGGACGCUGUUUUAGAUGUAGUUGCUAUACUUCCCAUGGUGAAAAGAUGGAUGCCGAGAGCCAAUUCCAAUGGAGGACUUGUAUGUAUUUAGCAGUUAGCUACAAGAAAAUCAAACUAUUGUUCGAUUGCAAGAAAAAAGGGGUGUUCUUGUAAA
Lolium rigidum is the source of this 1063-nucleotide messenger RNA. RefSeq lists its product as uncharacterized. Lineage: Eukaryota; Viridiplantae; Streptophyta; Magnoliopsida; Poales; Poaceae. The coding region runs from base 198 to 881 and encodes 227 amino acids. The transcript is spliced from 5 exons. Gene Ontology annotation, molecular function: protein binding. The record is from RefSeq and is a predicted model, not a curated record.